Molecule: messenger RNA, 567 nt
Organism: Helicoverpa zea (corn earworm)
Lineage: Eukaryota; Metazoa; Arthropoda; Insecta; Lepidoptera; Noctuidae
Exons: 1
Coding region: 126-500 (124 amino acids)
Biological process (GO): mitochondrial translation
Cellular component (GO): mitochondrion; nucleoplasm; mitochondrial ribosome
Molecular function (GO): RNA binding
Source: RefSeq, a predicted model, not a curated record
CGAGCGGUUCAAUAUGAGCUACGGAACGCGAAUUUUAUAACCUCUUUGCGUUGCCUAACUUUAUUUUUGGGGAAUUGCAAUAGUUAUUUAAUUUACAUAUAAAUAGCCGCUUUUACCAAAGCAAAAUGAGGCUUAACUAUGUAUUAUUUGCGGGCCCCACGCAGAAGUGUGCCAGAAGGCCGCAGAGAGAGCCAGUGCCGUUUCAAAUGUUAUUACCACUACAGUUGAAGAAAACAGUUUCAGGAAAAGGAGACCAGCUCAAAGAAGCAGCUUGUAUGCAAGAAAUGGCUGUUAUGUUCGCUUGUUUCAAGAAGUCAGAGUUCGACCAGGUACAGUGCUUGAAGGAAGUGGCAGCAUUCCAAGGAUGUUACAAGGAGUACAGUGAAAGAAUGAAAACUCAGCGAGAGCAGGGAAAGAAAGGUAUCCUCGUACCAGGAGAGAAGAAACUAACCCACAGACAACUGAAUCAGCUAUUAAAGGCUUUCCCGCCGAAAAAAUAAUACUUUAAUUCAUGAAUAGGUAGUGUUUGUAUUUAUAAAUUUAAUUAUAGAAAUAGUUUAUGUUAAA